This is a messenger RNA of Epinephelus lanceolatus (giant grouper), 1182 nucleotides long. RefSeq names its product pepsin A-like. NCBI's taxonomy places the organism in Eukaryota, Metazoa, Chordata, Actinopteri, Perciformes, Serranidae. The record is from RefSeq and is a predicted model, not a curated record. Gene Ontology annotation, biological process: proteolysis. Gene Ontology annotation, molecular function: aspartic-type endopeptidase activity.
GCAAAGGGACGCGAUGAAGUGGCUUGUGGUUCUCUCAGCCCUCGUGGCUUUCUCCGAAUGCUUCCAUAAGAUUCCCCUGAUCAAGGGAAAGACUGCCAGGCAGGACCUGCAGGAGAAAGGACUAUGGGAGGAGUACAGAAAGAAGUACCCAUACAACCCCAUGGUCAAGUUCCAGCAGAGUGGCACUGAGUCCAUGACCAACGAUGCUGACUUGUCCUACUAUGGUGUGAUCUCCAUCGGCACCCCACCUCAGUCCUUCAGUGUCAUCUUUGACACAGGCUCCUCCAACCUGUGGGUCCCUUCAGACUACUGCAAUAGCCAGGCCUGCCAGAACCACAGGAAAUUCAACCCUCAGCAGUCCUCCACCUUCAAAUGGGGCGACCAGCCUCUGUCCAUCCAGUACGGCACUGGCAGCAUGACUGGGUAUCUGGCCAUUGACAAUGUUGAGGUGGGCGGCAUCACCGUGCAAAACCAGGUGUUUGGCAUUAGCCGCACAGAGGCUCCCUUCAUGGCUCACAUGACUGCUGAUGGCAUCCUGGGAUUGGCCUUCCAGACCAUUGCUGCUGACAAUGUUGUGCCUGUCUUUGACAACAUGGUCAAGCAAGGACUGGUGUCUCAGCCCCUGUUCUCUGUCUACCUGAGCAGCCACGGCGAGCAGGGCAGUGAGGUCGUCUUUGGUGGUAUUGACAACAGCCACUACACUGGACAAGUAACCUGGGUCCCUCUGACCUCUGCCACCUACUGGCAGAUCAAAAUGGACGGUGUUAAAAUCAAUGGACAGACUGUGGCUUGUGCUGGUGGCUGCCAGGCCAUCAUUGACACCGGUACCUCCCUGAUCGUUGGACCGACCAAUGACAUCAACAACAUGAAUUCCUGGGUUGGAGCCUCAACCAACCAGUACGGAGAGUCUACGGUGAACUGCCAGAACGUCGGGAGCAUGCCUGAGGUCACCUUCACUCUCAAUGGACACGACUUCACCAUCCCUGCAUCUGCCUACGUCUCUCAGAACUACUAUGGUUGCAACACUGGCUUUGGCCAGGGUGGCUCAGACCAGCUCUGGAUCCUGGGAGAUGUCUUCAUCAGGGAGUACUAUGUCAUCUUUGACGCCCAGGCCAGGUACAUCGGUCUGGCCCAAUCUGUGUAGUCAGAUGAGACUCCUGAUGGAUAAACUAUACAUGUGUG